AUGGAGUUAAUGUCGAGUAGCGAGGAUGAAGGCGACUCGCCGACGUCGCUUCAAGACAGCUUCGACGAGGAGUUGCUGAGCCCCACAUCGCGUGUUCAACUAUCAUCGUCUACUAAAGACGCUAAGGAAAAGGCCACCGACGCAGCUGUAGCCGCCUACUCCCUCGUCACGCCCAAGAAAUCCGCAGUAUCGGAGAAGAAGGAGGAGAAGGAACUCACAGCUGGCGAACGCAUUGCUCGGAAGUACGGACUAAAGAGAUCGUUCUGGGACGCUCAGAUGGCUGAGGUGGGCACCGAACAGGACUCGGCGCCGAAAUCUACCUACGUCUCGCCGUUUAGCAAUCCCGAUGGGUUUAUGAACAUGAAGAGGAGGCGGCAACGACGACAAGAACCAUCGAUUGAAAUGAGUGAAGAAGAGCUGAAAAAAUCGCGUGACGCUUUCUACGAUGACUCAAAGAAUGAAGCGCAGGAUGUUGGACCUCGACCACGACACAUCAUCGGCUCGGCUAUUGCAGAGCUGGACGACGCAGAAGAUUGGAUGUCGGACGAGAAGGAAAAACGGACACCAUUAAAAAGACAGCCGCGGAAGCGAGUGCAGAAGGAAUUAAGCGACUCUAGUGAAGACGAGCAAGAAACCUACACGAGUGAACGUUGGCCGCAGCUUGAUCCCCCGAAGGUGAAUCUUGCAGGGUCAAAGACGUUGGAAGUAUGCGCCAACCUGAACAGCUACUUGUUCGAUUACCAGAGGGAGGGCGUGGAAUUUCUCCUGAGUGCCUACCAACGCGACACCGGUGCGAUUCUGGGUGAUGACAUGGGUCUAGGCAAGACCAUUCAAGUCAUUGCGUUCCUGUCAGCAAUAAUGGGAAAGCACGGCGACCGCCGCGAUAAAGAUGCUUGGAGGGCGUUACUGCAUACGCGUCGAGAACGGUAUAGUGAAAGUGGCGCUGUCGGCCAUCCUGAAGACUCGGGUUUUAGCUUCGCUGGUGAAGUGGCGCCGAUUUUUAUUGUGAUGCCAGCAUCCUUACUCCAAAACUGGGAGCAGGAGCUGCACACAUGGAUGAGCUGCACCACGAUCAUUUUGCGGGGCAAACCGAGUGACCGUGACGCUAUGAUCGAUCAAAUUGCAAGAGGCGAGUACGAGAUCGUCAUUUGCAGCUAUGACAUUUUGAAAAUGUACUUGAGUCGACUGCACAAAAUACCGUGGGAAGCGGUGAUUUUGGACGAGAUGCACUGCUUGAAGAACCCUGAGGCCAAGCUUACCAAAGCUGUCAAGGCGAUUACGUGUCGUAAAAAGCUCGGGCUGACAGGCACGUUGAUGCAGAAUAAUGAGAAGGAGCUGCAUUGCUUGGUGGACACUAUUGCUCCAGGGGCAAUUGGAUCGUGGGCGGAGUUUAGCAUGUAUUACGGUCAAGAUAUCAAGUAUGGGAGGAAGAAGUCUGCUGCUCCAGAGGCGGUGAAGCGAAGUCAGCAGAAAGAAAAGGAGCUUCGUCAGAAGUUACACCCGUACUAUCUUCGACGAGAGAAGGAGAUCAACCCGACGUUCCAGGAGGUUAAAAAGAACGAUCAAGUGGUCUUCUGUGACCUCACGCCACUUCAGAUGGCAGCGUAUCAGCGCGUUUUGGCCAUGCCAGAGUUUCAGUUGCUUCAACGCGGAGAGGAAAGAUGCGACUGCGGUCGAGAUAGUGGCGAGAAGCGGAAGAAAUGCUGCUACAAGACACCAUCGGAUAUUGGCGAUGCACCUGGGCUGCUGUACGAGCGCUUUCACGAAGACGGGCCAUGCAAGAACUGCCCAAAUUGUAUGGGUCUUCCGUGUGUGGCGAUGUUAUUGAAGCUAUCGAAUCACUUGGAGUUACUUAAAGUGAACCCACACGAUGGACAAGAGCUCCAGCAUUAUCAAAGUGAGUUUGCCAGUACGGCGUUCGGUAGCGAUCUGGACGAGGUCGGAGGUGUGGACCAGGUGUCCAGUUUUCAGGAAAUGUGUGCUAUUUCCACGAAGACGUGCGGGAAGAUGAUCGUGCUGGAGAAGCUGCUGUCUGUCUGGAAGAAGCGUCGACAAAGGACGUUAAUCUUCAGUCGAAGCACUCGCAUGCUGGAUAUCAUCCAGCUCUUUUUGAUCACUAAGGCGACGAAGUACAGUAGACUGGAUGGGAACACCAAGGUGGAGGAGCGUUUGCAGAUGGUCAACGACUUUAAUAGCUCGGAAAGCAACACGACGGUGUUUUUAAUCAGUACGCGAGCUGGUGGAGUGGGACUGAACCUGCAGAGUGCGACGAAUGUCGUGAUUUUCGACCCCAGCUGGAACCCAGCGCACGACUGUCAGGCUCAAGACCGAGCAUAUCGUAUCGGCCAGACGAAAGACGUGCAAGUUUACAGACUAAUUACUUUGGGCACAAUCGAAGAGAUGAUCUACGUUCGACAGAUCUACAAGCAGCAACUCAGUGACACAACAUUGAAGGGUUCCAAUGCGCCACGGUACUUCGAAGGUGUCCAGGGAAACCCACAACAACGAGGAGAGCUCUUCGGUAUAGCGAACUUGAUUUGUUGGAAGCCUGGUGGUGUGCUCAAGGGCAUUCAAGAUGCGUAUCAGCGUAGUCGGGAUGGUUUGAUAAUCCAGCAGAAUCGAGUUCAAUACGACGCUGCGUCGAUGAAGAAAUCGGCAAAGAAGACAACUCCAAAGAAGCGACCGAAUGUCGUGGACGAUGAUGAAGGAGAAAUGAUCGAAGUAGCGGACGAACUGGUUUCAGAUAUUCUGCAACCGGAUGAACCGCCAGCGACAACGCAGACCGAAGAAAAGCCUGUCGCUGUCAGUACCAGUAGCAGCGGCGAAGAAGACAUGGACGCCUUCCUUGGUGGUGCUACAACCUUUCGCCACGAAGCAAUUGUUGGUGAGCAAGACGGAGAGGAAGGAGUUUAUCAGCACGAAGAAGAGGCUGCAGUUGUCAGCGGAUCCGAACCAGAACUCGAAGCAGAAGAUUCAAAGGCAGCAAGUGUUGCCCUAGCAUCGCCAUCGCGUCCAUCACCUGGAAAGAAGCUUUGCAUUUUAUCACGGAUGGAGGACCCCAAGAGCCCCACGUCAGGCCAGGACACUAAGACGAAAGUGUACGUGCCUACUUACUUAUGA
This is a messenger RNA of Phytophthora infestans T30-4, 3120 nucleotides long. RefSeq names its product DNA repair and recombination protein RAD26. Lineage: Eukaryota; Oomycota; Peronosporomycetes; Peronosporales; Peronosporaceae. The coding region runs from base 1 to 3120 and encodes 1039 amino acids. The transcript is spliced from 7 exons. Gene Ontology annotation, molecular function: ATP-dependent chromatin remodeler activity; ATP binding. The record is from RefSeq and is a predicted model, not a curated record.